Messenger RNA from Carassius gibelio (silver crucian carp), 1143 nucleotides. RefSeq names its product uracil nucleotide/cysteinyl leukotriene receptor-like. Gene Ontology annotation, biological process: positive regulation of Rho protein signal transduction; phospholipase C-activating G protein-coupled receptor signaling pathway. Gene Ontology annotation, cellular component: membrane. The record is from RefSeq and is a predicted model, not a curated record. The transcript has 2 exons. Bases 1 to 1143 code for a protein of 380 amino acids. Gene Ontology annotation, molecular function: G protein-coupled receptor activity. NCBI's taxonomy places the organism in Eukaryota, Metazoa, Chordata, Actinopteri, Cypriniformes, Cyprinidae.
AUGAGUAACUUUACAGAGAACUUCACCACAUCUGUAGACUUCACAACUCAGUCCAUCGGGCUAGUGGACAUUAUAAACAUUUCUAUGUACAGCAUCAGUUUCCUGUUUGGUCUUCCUACACACUCCUAUGUUAUAUGGCUCAUCACCAGAGGAUCAGGAAGUGGAUUUGUGUCAGAGUUCUUCAUCUUCAAUCUCUCUAUUUGUGAGAUUUGUAACUGUCUGAAUAAUUUGAUCUGUAUAUUUGAUCGAUUUAUUCCAUGUAAACAUCUUGGAUCAUUUUUGUCAGGUCUAGCCAUCACUGGUAGUCCUCUGUUUCAGUGUCUGAUCUGUGUUGAGCGUUACCUGGCAGUGCUUCAUCCUGUAACCUUCCUGAAGUACAAACCUCUCAGAUAUAAAUUGAUCUGCUGCAGCAUGGCCUGGAUAAUCACUCUUGGCUCCUGCUUAAGCUGCAUGCUUACUUUUGUCUUCUUUUAUGUUUAUGUAUGUUUCUUUUCACUGCAGUACAUGUUCUUCAUCUCCUUCCAGUUGUUUUGUCUUGUGGCUGUUCUCAGAGCUCUGAAACAGUCAGGACCAGGAGAGAGAGCGAGAGAGAGAGAAGAGGAAAACCACAUGAAGAGAAGAGCAUUUUAUCUCAUUUUAAUAACUACCGUGAGCAUGGUUAUCACAUAUGUGCCAUAUAUUAUAGCAGGAUUUACUUUCAUUCUAACACAACAUCACAUUAGGGAACUUUUUUCUUUUAGUAUUAUUUGUAAUGUGUUGGCUGGUUUUGUUCAACCUGUUCUUUAUCUGCACCGGGUGUACGAGAAAUGUCCAAAUCUCCUCCGCCGCCUCUGGAAGCUGCUUAAAAGGAUCAGGAAGAAAGAGUCUGUUCCAUCGAGCUGGCAGAAGGCUGUAGGCUGCUUAGUUCCUAAAGAGGAAGGCUCAGUGCGUAUUGGCAAAUUCAGAACCAUCUCUUUGCUCAGCACGGAGUGCAAGACCUUCUUCUCAGUGGUGGCAAAGAGAAUUUCCACAUACAUGAUCGAUAAUGGAUAUUUCAACACCUCAAUCCAAAAGGGAGGAAUCUCAGGCUUUGCAGGGUUCCUGGAACACACAGGAGUCAUCAGCCAGAUGAUACAUGAGGCCAGGAUGAAGAAAGGAGACUAG